Messenger RNA from Diutina rugosa, 795 nucleotides. It is a transcript of the gene RPL82, whose product is annotated as 60S ribosomal protein eL8. Gene Ontology annotation, cellular component: ribonucleoprotein complex. NCBI's taxonomy places the organism in Eukaryota, Fungi, Ascomycota, Pichiomycetes, Serinales, Debaryomycetaceae. The record is from RefSeq and is a predicted model, not a curated record. Bases 1 to 795 code for a protein of 264 amino acids. Gene Ontology annotation, biological process: ribosome biogenesis. The transcript is spliced from 2 exons.
AUGCCUUCCCACAAGAAAGUUGCUCCUGCUCCCUUGGGCUCGAAAGCCCCCAAGUCGACCGAGCCCAAGAACCCCCUCUUGGACUCGACCCCCAAGAACUUCGGCCUCGGCCAGGCGAUCCAACCUAAGCGUAACUUGCUGAGAUAUGUCAAGUGGCCCGAGUACGUCCGUUUGCAACGCCAGAAGAAGGUGUUGCAAAUGAGAGUCAAGGUGCCCCCUGCCAUCGCUCAAUUCCAACACACGUUGGACAAGAACACCGCGGCGCAAGCGUUCAAGUUGUUCCACAAGUACCAACCGGAAACCGCUGCUGCCAAGAAGGAAAGAUUGACCAAGGAGGCCGCCGCCGUCGCUGAAGGGAAGUCGGCUAAGGACGUGUCGCCCAAGCCCGUCGUAGUGAAGUACGGUUUGAACCACGUCGUCGCUCUUAUUGAAGCCAAGAAGGCCAAGUUGGUCCUCAUCGCCAACGACGUCGACCCCAUCGAAUUGGUCGUGUUCUUGCCCGCUUUGUGCAAGAAGAUGGGUGUCCCCUACGCCAUCGUCAAGGGCAAGGCCAGACUCGGGACCUUGGUCCACCAAAAGACCUCUGCCGUCGCCGCUUUGACCGAAGUCGAAGCCGCUGAUGAAGCUGAGCUCUCGAAGUUGGUGUCGGCCAUCAACGCUAACUUCGCCGAAAAGUACGAAGACGCCCGCAGACAAUGGGGUGGUGGUAUCUUGGGUGCCAAGUCGCAAGCCAAGCAAGCGAAGAAGGACAAGAUCGCCGCCGCCGCCGCUGCCCCCGUCUCCAAGGCUGCUUAA